Sitodiplosis mosellana (orange wheat blossom midge) is the source of this 423-nucleotide messenger RNA. Its product is annotated as thymocyte nuclear protein 1-like. The transcript has a single exon. Gene Ontology annotation, cellular component: nucleus. Lineage: Eukaryota; Metazoa; Arthropoda; Insecta; Diptera; Cecidomyiidae. Bases 1 to 423 code for a protein of 140 amino acids. The record is from RefSeq and is a predicted model, not a curated record.
AUGACGAAAAACGAACCUCAAUACUGGCUACUGAAGGUUGAACCAAGCGAUUAUCCGUGGUCAAAAAUGGAAACCGAUGGAAAGACUACCUGGAAUGGCAUUCACAAUCAUCAAGCCCAGAACUUUUUGAAAGCAAUGAAAUGCGGAGAUUUAGCAUUCUACUAUCAUACCGAGAAGGAAAAGGCAAUUGUUGGCAUUGUGAAAAUCGUUAAGGAAUUUUAUCACAAUGACGAUCCAAAGUUUGGUGAAGUUGAUGUCGAAUCGGUUCGUCGGCUCAAAAAUCCAGUCACAUUGAAAACGCUCAAGGAAUCGCCCGAUCUUCAGUCGCUAACCAUUUUGAAGCAACCAAGACUUUCGGUUUCUUCGAUAACGCCAGCACAGUGGGGCUCCAUAUUAGAAUUGAGCGAAGUGUCCGAUGAAUAA